Molecule: messenger RNA, 834 nt
Organism: Adineta ricciae
Lineage: Eukaryota; Metazoa; Rotifera; Eurotatoria; Adinetida; Adinetidae
Source: the annotation of a GenBank genome assembly
AUGAUGAAAACAGAUGCAUAUCAGGACUUGAAAGGAAGAAAUCCAUUAGAUGCAUUGGUUAGUCGUACGAAUGAGUUUCUAUAUGCUAUAUGGGUGAACAAGCAUAUAACCCAGAAGCAUUGCGAAAAUCUAAAAAUACAACGGAGCGAAACUGAAUUAGCUCAUCUGUACUUCUUGCCAAAAGCGCAUAAACCGAAUACACCAUUGAGACCCAUAGUAGCGGGAAUGAAAUCACCAACUAUAGGGAUAUCCAAAUGGUUAGAUGAUGUAUUGAGACCGUUAUUUAAUCAAUUAGCUUCUGAAACAGCAAUUGAAAACGGUACUCAACUGAUCAAGUCAGUUGAAAGAUGUUCAGAGAAUUAUCUCACAUCAUCAACUACAUUCAUAUCCAUGGACGUGACAGAUCUAUACACAAUGAUCCCACAAGAAGGGGCAGUGAUAGCUAUCAAAAGAUUACUAGAAGAACAUAAUCUUAAACAAAUUGACGGUAUUAAGAAAGAAAUUAUCUUAGCUCUUACUAGAUUUGUUCUAACUAAUAAUUAUUUCUAUUUUGAUGGGUCAUAUUAUAAACAGAUAAAAGGAGGUGCCAUGGGUUCGCCACUAACCCUCACCAUAGCAAAUACAUACAUGUAUUUUGUUGAACGUCCCAUUGCGAAAUGGGCUAAAAGAACGUUCUCAUUGUACUAUAGAUAUAUCGACGACUUAUUCAUCAUGUCAAAUGUACAUGAAGACAUAUUAGAAGGUCUCGUGAGAUUCUGGAAUAGAAUUGACAGUAGUAUCAUUUUUUUCCGAAUCAAUAGGAAAGAACGUUCAAUACCUGGAAGUAGAUUUUGA